Molecule: messenger RNA, 566 nt
Organism: Procambarus clarkii (red swamp crayfish)
Lineage: Eukaryota; Metazoa; Arthropoda; Malacostraca; Decapoda; Cambaridae
Gene: RpL28
Product: ribosomal protein L28
Biological process (GO): translation
Cellular component (GO): cytosolic large ribosomal subunit; ribosome
Molecular function (GO): structural constituent of ribosome
Source: RefSeq, a predicted model, not a curated record
UCAGUGUGGAUGUCGUGCGAGUUUGUGGCAGGCGGUGCACAACACGGCCGCCAUCUUCCCUUCUCUGUGUACCUCCACACGCCGUCUGCGGUAAAAAGUCAAGAUGUCUGCAGACUUGUGUUGGCAAAUCAUUCGGGAUAAUCAUGCACAUCUCCUCAAGAAGAGGAAUGUCAAGAAACCUUUUUCCACUGAACCAAACAACUUGAAGAGUGUUAACAGUCCUCGUUAUAAUGGCCUCUGCAAGAAGAAGGUCAUUGGCAUUGAACCUGCCCCAGGUGGAAAGGGUAUCAUUCUCUCCCACAAGACCUCAAAAUACCAGAACAAACCAGCAAAAAAUGUAGUGAAGACAACCAUUAAGGCAGGACCUCGCCGAGCUCUCAACUCCAUUCGUAGAUUCAUUCGCUAUAACCACUACAGGAAGGAUCUAAAAAAGGCUGCCCUUCGACGUGCUUCUGCUAUUCUCCGUUCUCAGCGUGCUCAACCAUUCAAGAAAGCCCGCCGUAGGAUUCACAAUGUUGCUAAGAAGACAACUGAAUAAACUUUUGUUAAUAAAGAAAAGAGAAUAA